AUGCCUCGCCAAUCCUUGCUCCAAAAAGCAAGACUUCAACUUUCGUCUAAUAAAAUUGUAGAAGGUGCACUCACAUAUCUUCAAGCUACUGAGGGCCUUCUUCUUCGUCAACAUAGGCGCAAAGACAUUUCUGAAGAUGAUUAUAAAUUUCGAACAAAUGAAAUCACAUAUUUCAAAAAUAUAAUCGAACAAUUGAAUUUUAAAGCCAAGAACUUACAAGAUGAAAUUAAUAAAUUGAGAAACAAAAAUAAAGAUUUGAAAAAAGAAAAUAAAGAUUUACAUGAAGAAAUGAAUAAUCUUAGUCAGAAUUUCGGUUUAAUUCAUUUAGAUGAAAAUAAAGAAUUAUUAGGAAGAAAAAAACAAGAGAUGAUAAAUGCAUUACAUGAAAUUCGAAAAGUAUUUGAUUUGUAUAAAAAUAAAUAUAAACUAGGUACUAUUGAUGCUGUCCCUUCGAAGAUUGUCGAAAUUAUUGAGAUUAAAGCUGGCCCUUCGAUGAUUGUCGAAACAAAAUCAACAUUCGAAAUAUUGCAAACUCCAGAAAUCUUAGCAAAUAUUGUUUUAAAUUUAUCUCCAAGUGAUAUUUUUAAAGAUGCAGACUUAUCUAGUGAAGAAGCAAUCAUUAAAGAAGGAAUAAUCAAAGCAAUUCAUUCAGUAGAUUUUUAUCAACUUCAAGGACGUUAUUUAA
Racocetra fulgida is the source of this 685-nucleotide messenger RNA. NCBI's taxonomy places the organism in Eukaryota, Fungi, Glomeromycota, Glomeromycetes, Diversisporales, Gigasporaceae. The record is from the annotation of a GenBank genome assembly.